Amborella trichopoda is the source of this 536-nucleotide messenger RNA. RefSeq names its product protein transport protein Sec61 subunit gamma-1. Gene Ontology annotation, biological process: intracellular protein transport; protein targeting. Gene Ontology annotation, molecular function: transmembrane protein transporter activity. Gene Ontology annotation, cellular component: membrane. The record is from RefSeq and is a predicted model, not a curated record. Lineage: Eukaryota; Viridiplantae; Streptophyta; Magnoliopsida; Amborellales; Amborellaceae.
UAAGCCGUAUUGCUCUUCUGGCUGUGAGAGAGAGAGAGAGAGAGAGCAAAAUCUGGUCCUGUGAUUUGUUAAGAAAUGGAUGCCCUAGAUUCAGUCGUGGAUCCCUUGAGAGACUUCGCCAAAGACAGCGUUCGCCUCGUUAAGCGAUGCCACAAGCCCGACCGAAAAGAAUUCACAAAGGUUGCGUUCAGGACUGCGAUUGGAUUCGUUGUGAUGGGAUUCGUGGGCUUUUUUGUGAAGCUUAUAUUCAUCCCUAUCAAUAACAUCAUCGUUGGAUCUGUUUAGCCAAUGGGCAUUAAGAGGAGCCAUUGUUGGAAUAUAGAAGACAGAAAGUAAAAGUAGAAGACAGAGAACUGUGGCCUGAUGCUCUUUAUCUUUUAAAUGCACGUACACAUGAUGGAAUGUUUGGAGACCAGGCCAUCUUGAGGCGUUUAAUUUUCUUACAUUAGUUUCCCAUUCUAGUAGCUUGUUUGAGACACUGCUUUUUGGAAACUUGCCUUGCGGAUGUAGGAGCCCUUAUGCAGGCUUUUUCCUCU